AUGGCCGACCGAGAGAUCCUGCCGGACAACUUUCGGCCCCAGCACUACGAUCUGGUCCUCACUGACCUGAACUUUGCCGAAUGGACCUACAAAGGCACUGUUAUCAUCAAUGGACCCUUUCAGAAGGCCACCAAGGAGAUUGUGCUGAACUCCUUGGAGCUCACACUCAAGAAGGCUGAGGUUGUCACUGAGCAGACCAAGUCUAGCACAAGCUUCACCUCCACCACAUUCAACUAUGACGAGAAAGCACAGCGGGUCACUAUUCCCUUUGACACUGAGAUCCCAGUGUCUAGCAAGGCUAGCAUCCGUAUUGAAUUCACCGGCAUCAUGAACCAUGACAUGGCUGGAUUCUACCGGUCCCAGUACAAGCCCGCUGCCCCGCCAGCCAAGAGUGUGCCCUUCGACGAUGACUGGCAUUACAUGCUAAACACGCAGUUUGAGAGUUGCGAUGCUCGGAGAGCUUUCCCCUGCUUUGACGAGCCGAACCUCAAGGCUACAUUCGAUUUUGCUAUUGAGAUUCCGGACGACCAGGUAGCCCUCAGCAACAUGCCAGUCAAGACCACUACCGAGUCCAGGGCUGGCAAGAAGCUCGUCGCUUUCGAGACCUCACCUGCCAUGAGCACCUACCUCUAUGCCUGGGCUGUAGGAGACUUCGAGUAUAUUGAGGCCUUUACCGAUCGCAAGUACAACGGCAAGCAGCUUCCCGUACGACUAUACACUACCAGGGGCCUGAAGGAGCAGGGUCAGUGGGCCCUGCAGCAUGCUCCCAAGAUUAUCGACUUCUUUUCCGAGGCAUUCGAGAUUGACUACCCGCUUCCCAAGUCCGACAUCUUGGCUGUGCACGAGUUCACUCACGGCGCUAUGGAGAACUGGGGAUUGGUGACUUACCGCAUGACCGCUAUUCUAUUUGACGAGAAGCAGUCCGAGGCUCGUUUCCGCAACCGUAUCGCCUAUGUUGUUGCCCAUGAACUGGCUCAUCAGUGGUUCGGUAACCUCGUCACGAUGGACUGGUGGGAUGAGCUGUGGUUAAACGAGGGCUUCGCUACAUGGGCUGGUUGGUUGGCGAUUGACCACCUGCAUCCCGAGUGGGAGGUGUGGCCUCAAUUCAUCAACGAGGGCAUGGAGAAUGCUCUGAAGCUCGAUGGUCUGCGCUCUUCUCAUCCCAUUCAGGUUCCGGUGCGCAACGCGCUUGAUAUCAACCAGGUCUUUGAUGCCAUCAGCUACUUGAAGGGUUGCUCAAACAUUCGCAUGUUGGCUAGCCACCUUGGCGUCAAGACUUUCCUCAAGGGCGUUGCCAUCUAUCUGAAGAAACACGCUUACGGUAACGCGAAGACCAAGGCUCUGUGGGACGCGCUCUCUGAGGCCUCUGGACAAGAUGUCAACGCCCUGAUGAAGCCGUGGAUCGAGAAGAUUGGCUUCCCCGUUUUGACCGUUGGCGAGGAGCCGCGCCAAAUCACUGUCAAGCAGUCACGUUUCCUGUCCACCGGUGAUGUCAAGCCCGAGGAUGACACAACGACUUGGUGGGUACCUUUGGCCUUCCAGGGGAAGAUUGGCACACAGGACGCCGUUCCACUGGCUCUGACAUCCAGAGAGGAGACGAUCCGAGAUGUCGAUAAUGACUUCUAUCUCAUCAACUCCAAGGCCACCGGCUUCUACCGCGUGAACUAUCCACCCCUGCGUCUUCGCCUGCUCGGCACACAGCUCGAUCGCUUGAGCACCGAAGACAAGAUCUCCAUCACGGGCUCGGCUGCCGACCUUGCCUUCUCCGGCUAUGGCACGACACCUGCGAUGCUGUCUUUCAUCCAAGGAUUCAAGAACGAGACGCAUUACCGUGUGCUGAGCCAAGCUCUGGACUCAAUUGCACUUGCCAAGUCUAUCUUUGGAGAAGAUGAUACGAUCAAGGCGGGCCUGGAAAAGUUCACCCUUUACCUGAUUGACAGCGCCUUGAGCAAGUUGGGCUGGGACUUCCCGCAGGGUGAGGACUACAACACUGCACUCUUGCGGAAGCGUCUUCUGUUGACUGCUUCCGUCAAUGGACAUCCUGCGGUCCAAGAAGAGGCCUUCUCUCGAUUCAAUGCCUACAAGGAGUCAAAGAGCCUCACUGCCGACCUCCGCACACCUGUCUUCCGUGUCGCUCUCCAGAGAGAUCCUGUUGGUGCCACUGCAUUCCUCAAGGACGAGUGGUAUAACACCACGGCUGUUGAUGGCAAGGAGGUCUUGCUGCUUGUACUCGGUCACGUUUCUGAUCCCGAGGUCAUCAAGUCCACACUGCUCCCAUUCCUGUUCAACAUCUCGCCACCGGCUCCGGCCAAGGACUCUAUUCCCAGCGCCGACAUGCACAUCCUCGCGGGCAGCUUGGCGAACAACCGCGUCGCGCGACCGCUACUGUGGGAAUUCAUGAAGAACAACUGGGACGACAUCGAGAAGAAGAUCAGCGGCAACCCCAUCCUGCUGGACCGGCUGAUCAAGGUGUCGCUGUCCAAGUUCGCCGACUACGGCAUGCUCGAGGAGAUCGACUCCUUCUUCGCGGACAAGGACAAGACGCGGUUCGACCGCACGCUGGAGCAGGUCAAGGACCUGAUUAGGGGACGGGCGGCGUACAAGGAGCGGGAUGCGGCGGUGCUGAAGGAGUGGUUGACCACCAAUGGAUACGCGUAG
Messenger RNA from Phaeoacremonium minimum UCRPA7, 2658 nucleotides. RefSeq names its product putative peptidase family m1 protein. Lineage: Eukaryota; Fungi; Ascomycota; Sordariomycetes; Togniniales; Togniniaceae. Gene Ontology annotation, cellular component: cytoplasm. The record is from RefSeq and is a predicted model, not a curated record. Gene Ontology annotation, molecular function: zinc ion binding; metalloaminopeptidase activity; peptide binding. Gene Ontology annotation, biological process: peptide catabolic process; proteolysis. The transcript has 2 exons. Bases 1 to 2658 code for a protein of 885 amino acids.